AUGGCUCUCGGCCCGACACUUGGCACCGGAUUGUUCAUCGGUGCCGGCCAGGCUCUCGCUGUCGGCGGGCCUGCCUCGCUGCUACUAUCGUAUAUACUCCUGUCUUUCCUGACUUUCGCCAUGACCACGAGCGUGGCAGAAGUAUCCAUUCACACGCUUUCGCAGCAUGGAACAUUAGUCAACAACGGCUACCUAUACAUACCAAGCAGUGUGGCAUUCGCUUCGGCAUACCUUCGGUGGUAUUCUCUCGCCUUGUUCGUCCCAUAUGAAAUCACAACGGCAAUGGUCAAUCUUGGCCUCUGGAAACCGGGCCCGGCUAUCACAAUCAGACUGUCGAUCAUCACCAUCAUCGUUGUGGGAUCCAACUUCCUGCCCGAGAGAACUUUCAAAAGCUCCGAGCGUUUGUUCACUUGGAUCAAAAUCGGUGCAAUGGCCACUCUUUUUCCCUCUCUCUGGCAUUGGGUCUUGGAGGUGCUGAUGGACAUACUUCCUGGGGGGGCCAUGAAUGAGUACCUAGUUCGCGGCUUAUGGGGACGGUUCUUGGGGUUCUUCCAAUGUCUCCUUGAUGGCUCCAUUGCUUUCUCUUUCGCCCCCGAGCUCAUCACACACCGUGCUGAGAUGCCUGCCUCACUUGGCGAGACUGCAAUUCUGAGCGCCGCGAUCCCAGGCAAAGUCAUGUCCGAUGUUCUUCAAACUGCUUUCCCUUACAUCAUGAGCUCUCUAGCCAUGGGCGUUAUGGCACCAUUCAAUGACACCCGCUUGACUAACAAUGGAACGGGCUCUGGAUUUUCACCUUAUCUGAUCGGACUAAAAGAUGCAAAAAUUCAGAUUGUACCCACCCUCGCGACGAUCGCGAUUCUGCUCUCCUCGGUGGCUUCGGGACGAUCUUUCUUGUACCUCUCUUCUCGCACAUUGUGUGCAAUGUCGGAGCUUGGACAUGCACCCUCGGGGUUUUCAGUCCGCAAUCGUUGGAACGUUCCCUACAUGGCUGUUGCCAUAUCUGCCUUGUUCUCCACCCUCUCUUUCGCGUCCGCCAGGAUCCCGAGUUCAACUGUCAACAGCUAUCUCCUUCGUCUUGUCACGAGCGCCAGCUUCAUUUCCUCGUUGGUGUCAUGUACGAUUUAUCGCCACUUUCAUCGACGGCUUAGGGCAAACCGAAUGACCAGUCGACACAGCUAUUCUGUCCAGCCAUUCGGUACCCACUUUGGGAUGUUUGUCAGCACCAUCUUACUGUUUGGAGGUGGCUUGUGGGGAGGACCCAAAGGCAACGUGAAUGGGUCCCGCGGUGCCAGACUGGUCAUCUCAUACAUUAAUAUCGUUGUUUUCGGCCUCCUGUCUCUAGCGCAUCGAUUCCAAGACGUGAUGCCUGUUGUCAAGGUUGAAAGACCGAUCGACAUGGGUGGACGGGCAUGGGUCGGUCAGCAAGGGCCACGAGAGCCUCGGGUACAGAAGACGCAAUCAAAACCGGGGAAACUUGAUCCGAUCCCAGAAAAUGCUGGAGCCUUCGAGCUGCGACUCAGCCCGACAAUGUUCCCAGAGCUUUGA
Molecule: messenger RNA, 1545 nt
Organism: Penicillium soppii
Lineage: Eukaryota; Fungi; Ascomycota; Eurotiomycetes; Eurotiales; Aspergillaceae
Product: putative proline permease
Exons: 2
Coding region: 1-1545 (514 amino acids)
Biological process (GO): amino acid transmembrane transport
Cellular component (GO): membrane
Molecular function (GO): amino acid transmembrane transporter activity
Source: RefSeq, a predicted model, not a curated record